ACCCCCCUCAGUAUUUCCAAACUGACGACACGAGUGAAAGGAGGCUGUUGCAGGGACCCGAUCCCCUUUCCCAGCUAGGAGAACCUGGGUACCCGAACCACUGCCAUUCCUGCACAUCGAUCGUGCCUUAGAACGGUCUCUCGCCUUAGCAAAACGAGUUACGCUAACAAUGUUCAUUUGCGGCAAAGGGGUUUUUGUUUAACCUUUGACUCAGGGUGAAAAAAAGGAGAAGGGCCUAGAAAAGAGGGCAGGAAGGUGAGAGGAAGAAAGUGGGGGCUAAGGCAGCGAAAGGAGGAAGGACGGGAGUAGGGGGAGGGGAGCAAAAGCCAGAAGGAGGUGAAGGCACGGGGGGCACAGAUGAGAAUGAAGUCCCGGACCGGAGGGCAGGCAAGCCAGGGAUGAUGUUAGAAGCGCGGAGGAAGAGGCGACGGCAGCGCUCGGGAGGGGGUGGGGGGGGGUGCGGGGGGCGCCCGCAGCGGUUUCCGCGGCUGGGGUUGGGGUCGCGGCGGCGAGGGCGGCUCGCGCGCCGGGCUCACCUCGGCUGGCGCGGACGGCGGGCGGUGGAGCGCGGGGGCGAGUGGGGCCGGGGGCCGGCGGCCCGGGGCGCGGUGCUGCGCGGCGGCGGCGGCGGCGGCGGCGGGUGUCCCCGGCCGAGGGGUCGCGGUCAUGGACGCGGCGGCGGCUGAGGCGCGGCGCGAGCGGGCGCGCGGGCACCCUAUAACCCUCGCGGCUGCCUGCGGACAGAGGGACGGCGGGGACUCAGGGGCCGGACCUGUCACCGGGGCGGGUCCGGGGAGGCGGGCGGAUGCCCCGCGCCCCCGCCUCCUCCUCGGGGCCUACCGCGCCCUCGUCCCUCAUGCCGCCGCCGCCGCCUCCUCCCCGGACCGCACGACGACGACACCCCUUCCCCGCCCCCCCCCCCCGCGCCGUUCCGGGCCCGGCGCCGCCGCAGCCCCGGGCCUGCGCCCGCCGAGCCGGAGGUUACCUCGGGCGGGCCGGGCCCCGGCCCGGGCUGCGGGAGCCAGAGGAGCCGGAAGAAUGCAUGGCCGGCGGCGGGGCCGGCGGAAGGAGGCGGCGGCGGGGCCCGGCCCCGCUCCGGCUGCGGCGCGGCCCGCGCCCGGUCCCCGCGGCGCUGAGACUCGCUCCCCGGGGCCCGGCCGCGUUCGCCGGGGUGGCGGGGAGGGGCGGCGGGGAGGAAGCGGCGGGAGCCGAGACUUCGGCGGAGCCGCCCCCAGAGCGCCCUCUAAUGAAGGCUCGGCAGCCGCCGCCCGCGUCCCCGAUCCCGCUGGUCCUCGGGUCCCGGCCCUUGGGGCUGCCUGGUCCCUAGGCCGGCGGGACCUCGCCGAGCCCCGUUCCCAGGAGGAGGGCGGCUGAGAACGGUCUGAAUCUAGCACCAAGUCUGGCUCGAAAAUGUUUGCAUGAAAGAAUGAACGGACGAAAUGAUGACUCUCACGCCCUGGGAUGGUGAAAGCCCACAGAUCCAUGAUGCCCUCCUCAUGGCUCAUCUCACUGUUAACUUCUCUUUUCCUCUGGGGCCCCCAAAACAGACCUCCUGGAGUGCUAUGGGCAGGCCAGCAGAGCCCUGACUGCAGCCCAGAGAGGAAAAUGACUUGCCCAGUCAGUAAGUGGCAAAGUGUCCUUCAGCCGGUGCCCUCGUUCCUGCCCUCUGGGAGGCCCUGCCCUGAUAAACAGCUAUGGAAUGUCGACACACAUGUGAAUGUGCUUGCAGCUGAAGCUCUUGAACAUUCAAAUGCCUUCCCUGCUGGAUAAUCUCUGAAAGAAGUUGGACAAAGGAGAGGGGAAUGGACCCAGGGAGCUUAAGAAAUGUUUUUGUAAACCUGUAUCCGGCCACACUAAAUAUGUAUGCAAUGUAGGUGGGCCUUGCACUCCGGGGGGUUUCCAUUCAUGUGUUAGGAUUUCAGUGAUAAGAAAAUAUAUUUUUAAGUUCUUUUUCCAUGCCUGUGAUGUAUCUUGGAAAGUUAGCAGCUGGGGAGAUUUUUUUUUCCUACUGCGUCCUAUUUAAAAAAAAAAAAUUAAAACAAACCUUUUGAUUUUUUAAAGUAAUUAUGCAUACCAUUUAGAAAAAGCUACCUUAUUAAUAUUUUGAUAGACUUCCCAGACUCUUACUUACACACCUAUAUAUGAAAAGAUACAGCUUUAAGAAUAUGAGAUCAUACCAUACUGUUUCAUAACCUGACUUUUUUUUAUGCAAGAAUCUAUAGUGAACCUAUGUCCAUGGACAUCAAAAGAUGUACAUCAUCAUCAUCAAUCUUAAUAGUUACAUAGUAUUCUAUUUUAUGGAGUUAGUGUAAUUUGAUCAAUUCCUAUUGACAAAAUUUUAUAUUGUUUCCAAUUUUUGUCUUACUAAACCACGUUUGAUGUUCUUUUAUAAUAUCUUUGCUCUCUUGUCUCUAUCUUAGGGAAACUUCUUAGAAGAAGUAUAUUUUUUACAUGGAUAGGAGAGACAUUCUCCUUUCUAGAAAAGUUGUAUUGAUGUAUAUCAAUACAUUAAUUGGCAGGGGCCAAUGCAUUGGCAGGGGACUCCCAACAGCAAUUGUGUCAAAGUCUUUUAAAAAUAAUUUUAAGGAUGCCUGGGUGGCUCAGCCAGUUAAGCGUCUGACUUCUGCUCAGAUCAUGAUCUCACGGUUUGUGGCUUUGAGUC
This is a messenger RNA of Felis catus (domestic cat), 2662 nucleotides long. Its product is annotated as translation initiation factor IF-2-like. Bases 667 to 1374 code for a protein of 235 amino acids. Lineage: Eukaryota; Metazoa; Chordata; Mammalia; Carnivora; Felidae. The record is from RefSeq and is a predicted model, not a curated record. The transcript is spliced from 5 exons.